GGCCGAGCUGCGGCGCUCCCAGGUGCUGGGCCCAGGCUGUGUCUGAGGCGCGCCGGCUUCCCGCCCUUGCCGACUCCGGAGGCUGGGACCCGCCUGCAGCCCGCUGCGGUGCCCGGGUGCGACCUUCCCCCCGUGAAGGCGCCUGGGGCUGCCGGGCUUCCCCGGGCGGCGAGGAGCGGAGCGGGCCCGGGGUAACGCGCCCUCCGGCGGCUCCGGGGCUUCGCAAUGGCUUCGGGAACAGCGCUGAUUUAUGAUGAGGAGAUGACCACUCACAAACUACUUUGGAGUGAUCCUGUUUGUGAUAUUGAAGUGCCAGAAAGGCUGUCCUCCUCCUAUGAGCAGCUUAAGUGUUACCAUUUGGUGGAAAGAUGUGUCCAUGUGCCUGCCAGAGAAGGAAGCGAGGAGGAGAUCCUGUUGGUUCACAGUUCAGAACACUUGGAAGUGGCAAAAAGCACCCAAACAAUGAAUGAAGAGGAACUGAAAAAAGUCUCUGGAAAUUAUGAUGCUUUCUUCUUUCAUCCGGUGUAACACUUACCGCUGUGCCAGACUAGCGGUAGGAGCGACUUUGCAGCUGGUGGAUGCUGUGAUGUCAGGAAUAGUGUGCAAUGGAAUGGCAUUAGUAAGACCUCCAGGUCACCACAGCCAGAGAAAUGCAGCCAAUGGAUUCUGUUUGUUCAACAAUGUUGCUAUUGCAGCAGAAUAUGCAAAACUGAAAUAUGGUCUACAGAGAAUCCUAAUUGUUGACUGGGAUGUGCACCAUGGGCAAGGAACUCAAUAUAUAUUUGAAGAGGAUCCAAGUGUCUUGUAUUUUUCCUGGCAUCGCUAUGAACAUCAGGAAUUCUGGCCAUCGCUCAAAGAAUCUGAUUAUGAUGCUGUGGGUCUGGGAAAAGGAAAAGGUUUUAACAUAAAUUUGCCUUGGAAUAAGGUUGGGAUGGAAAAUUCAGAUUAUCUUGCUGCAUUUUUCCAUGUGUUGCUUCCAGUGGCUUUUGAGUUUGAUCCUGAAUUGGUCAUUGUCUCCUCUGGAUAUGAUUCUGGAAUUGGUGACCCUGAAGGUCGGAUGAAUGCCACUCCUGAGGUUUUUGCCCACCUUACCCAUUUCCUGAUGCAGUUGGCUAAUGGCAAGCUGUGUGUCAUCCUGGAGGGUGGAUACCACUUAAAGUCAUUGUCUGAAUCCGUCUGCAUGACUGUAAAAACUUUGCUUGGAGAUCCUGUACCUCAAAUAACUGGAGAAAUGGCACCUUGCCUAAGUGCUGUUGAAUCUAUUCAAAAUGUGAGAGCAGCACAUAAACCUUACUGGAAGUGGUUGAUGUAUGAAGACACAUCAUUUUUACAAAAUUUGAGCACCAAAUCGCACCUGCUACCGAAAGCUGAUCCAAACCCCUCCACAGAGCAUGAAGCUAAGAUAUCUAGCAACAAUGAAACUGUCAAAGUAAAAAGGUUUUUGGAACUGCACAUGAAAAACAUUCUAUUUCCAGUGCCUCCCAUCAAAACAGCAACAACAAUUGACUUUAAAGAUUCAGCACAUUUGCACCCUGGAUCUGUUCAUUUGGUGAAGGAAAUGGACAAAACAGAACUCAAAGCUCUUGUCAGUGGGUUUUACACAGACCUUGUGAAAGAGGAGAAAACUCUGAUCUCUCUUGGCAGUGUGUUGGCUGUCCUAGAGAAAAUACUUAAGAAGGAGGUAUGCAAUGGAAUUGCAGUAUCCCCCACUGCUGCGUCUGUUGCUGUUGCACUAAGACAUUCUGUUCAGUUUGGAUUUCAAAGAGUGCUUUGUAUAUUUGUUGGAGACAUGCAAAUCAUACCGAACACAGAAGAUGGAAAAAUACUCAUGAUACAUAUUUGUGAGAAAGAACAGUCUGGAAAGACCAGCUCCAAACACUGUAUUUCUCUAAACUGGAAAGAGGAUGCCAAAGGAAAUGACUUUUUCUCUGCUGUACUUGGAGUCAUUCUUCCUGUAGCAUACAGUUAUCAACCGAACUUGACAAUAAUAGCUGUUGGACCAAACAGGAGCCUUGGAAUAAGUGGGAUUUCUCUGCUUUUUGCUUUGCUACAAGGAUUAGCUGAGUCUCGCAUUUUUGCAGUGAUCGAGGAUACGGAGAUAAACUUAAUGCAAAGUGUAGCCAAAGCAUUAGCGGGUACUUCUACCCCUCACUUUGGAGUUUUUGUACCUCCUACCCAGGAAAAAGUAAAUAAAAUAAAAAUAUUAAGAGACCAAUUUCAGCAGGAAUGGAAAAUGCUUCAGUGUUCAGUGAAGGAUGGGAUUCCAAGAAACUGACUUCAGAAUCAUUUUUCACAGCAGAAGAAAAUGUGUUGCUGUUCAUGUUGCCUUUUAAAUCACCAGGAAAAGAGAUGGUCAAUCUCUAAACACAAUGAGAGCCAUUUGCAAUUGUCUGCUGUUUUAAAAACAGUUAAAAUGAGUAUUUUCAGCUGGAGAACUCUGUUUGCAAAUUCUAUAUUGGCACUAGUUAUUUGGGACUGACGCCUGAAACAACUCCUGUACUUCAUGACUGCAAACUGGGGGCCUGUGUUAUUUGUGGCAUUGUAAAGCAGGCUUGCAUAUGCAGGAGCUUGAUUCGAGUUCAAGAAUUCCAGAAGACAGGCAUCUGAAAUAAGCAAUCAUAACAGCCAAAACAUUUUAGUACUAUUCAACAUCAUACCAGAGUGCUUGCACUGCUGCCACCACCAGCACUUCAUUGGGAGUUUAAGCUUAAAAACAGGUCCUUCAAAGUAGUGAAAUUUUAUUUCAUAAUCUGAUAUACAGGCUCGCCUAACAUUGUCUAUUCUUUUAAUUUUUCUAAUGGGUAGUUAUCAAUUGCAAAAAGAAAGAAGAGCAGCUGAACAGCUACAGUGUGUGCAUGUCCUACAUCACACUCGUGAUGAUAAUGGCAUGAGAGAAAAAAGAAAAAUUGCAUUUAUAAGAUGACAUAAUUGAAUAGAGCAGUGUAGAGGGGACUUCACUCACCUCUCUUUCCAAACGUAAAUUCUGUAACAACUAAAACCCCCAAGCCCCCAGAGAUUUGGUAGCAGCCUAAGGCUGACAUCAUGUCAAUUCUCAGAAUUAAAGAAACAUCCCGAGGCAAUAGCCACAGUCUGCUUCGUUUUGCAGCAUUCCAGAUUGUGAUUUAGGGCUCAUUUUUAAGAGCACUUCUCUGUGUGAUUGGGACUUUGAUAAUGUGGCCUUUUAAUUCCAAACACUUAAAAUUAUGUUUAUACUGGUGGUGCUGCUGGGAUCAACUUGACAUUAUUUUAGUAACUAAAUCUGUCUUUGCAGUUCUCUGUUCUCAGUGAUACCCUUCUCAUUGGUACUGCUUUUCAGUUACUGCUGCAUGGGAAAUUAUACCCAGUCCUUGAACACUUUGAAAUGAAAAUCUGUUUCAAAAGAAAUUAAAAGCAUUUUCACAAACAGAAGUUGAAGAACAUGAAGAUGUUCUGCUUCAGUUCAGAAUUUCUUUAAACUCAACUUCAAAUUCCAGAAAGAAAGUACUUUAGAUUGAAAACUGCAAGGGCAAACUUUAGCUUCAAAACUUUUCAGAACAGAUUUUUUUGUUUAUUCUUCUCUCUCCACUGGGGGAAAAAAAAAAAAAAAAUGAAAUUGAUAAUUCAGCAUUUUCAAGGAAAAAAAACCCUCAAAAAUAGCUCUUUUUUCUGCCGUCUUUCAACUGAAUUUUUACAUUGCUUAAACGAUACGAAUGUCGUUUUUUGAUAUGUAUUUUUCUAAGAUCUCGAUGCAUUUUAUUAAAACAUGAAUUAAGAGGAAAAA
Molecule: messenger RNA, 3760 nt
Organism: Strigops habroptila (Kakapo)
Lineage: Eukaryota; Metazoa; Chordata; Aves; Psittaciformes; Psittacidae
Gene: HDAC10
Product: histone deacetylase 10
Exons: 21
Coding region: 500-2275 (591 amino acids)
Biological process (GO): chromatin organization
Cellular component (GO): histone deacetylase complex
Molecular function (GO): histone deacetylase activity
Source: RefSeq, a predicted model, not a curated record